Molecule: messenger RNA, 2046 nt
Organism: Musa acuminata subsp. malaccensis (wild Malaysian banana)
Lineage: Eukaryota; Viridiplantae; Streptophyta; Magnoliopsida; Zingiberales; Musaceae
Source: RefSeq, a predicted model, not a curated record
UUACACCAAUCACCCCCAUAUGAGCAAGUGCGCUAUGCCAACACCGGCAGUGCAAUUGCACGAGCAUCAAACCGGGUUGACUCCACGACGUGCAUUAGCACAUCAGACAGUCAAAUACGAACGAACACUGGGAAUAUAGCAAACCGGUGUUUAAUAAUUUUAGCACGAGCGUCGUACGAGCCGACAUCAACCCAACACUAAUAAAACAAACCACCAGCACCAGAUUCUAUUGUCUUCGUAUCGACUUAGAGGACCCCGAGGAUUAGAUUAGAUCAUGCAAAGCAAUCCGGUUUGGUUUGCCUUCUCGAUCCCACAUCAAUGGUUGCAUGAAUCCACCUGUGUCACGGUGUGAGGCUGUACCAAUGAUUUGGACUCGGUAAUUGCACUGCACCGAUUGAUUCUUCCAAAAGGUUGUGCAGCAUGGCGCGUUCGCUGUAACAUUCUCGCAAAGGACAACGGAGCUGCUCUCCCCCAACACUAAUUGCUUUUAGUGGAGCACGAAAUCCAACAUAUAAAGUAGUGGUGCCAUGUAAAGCUCCUUCCUUACACAGCCUCCUUUGCCCAAGCACCACUGCCAUGGCUUCCUCUCCCUCCUUCUUCUUCUUCUUCUUGCUUCUCCUCACACCCUCGCUUGCCUCCCCACCACCUCCACCUUCCUCCACGUUAAUCCAAACCACAUGCAGCCUGACGUCCAACUACGACUUCUGCGUCGCCGCGCUCCGAUCCGACCCUCGCAGCCUGAGAGCCAAGGACGUCAAGUCCCUAUCCGCCAUCGCUCUCCGGAUCGCCGUCGCCAAGGCGAAGACCACAGCGGCGUACGCGGCCAGCCUCGCCAAGAACGCUACCGAGGCGGCGGCGUCCCGGUCGGCGUUCGGGACCUGCGCGGAGAAGUACAAGAACGCCGGCGAGGCGCUGCGGUGGGCGCUCGGCUCGCUGGCGCAGGAGAACUACGACUACGCCUGCGUGCACAUCGGCGCGGCCCAGGAGUACGCCAGCACAUGCGGCAGGCUCUUCUUCCGGAGGAACCCCGGCAUGGCGUUCCCGGCGGCGAUGGCCAAAAGAGAGGAUGAGCUGCAGCGCCUGUGUGGCACUGCCUUCGACAUCAUCUCCCAGCUUGGUUGAUACACGCAUUUUGUCAAACACUCGUACCGACUCAUAGCAUAUCAAUGAUAUAAGCAUCAUAAGUUGUACUACUGUGGUAUUUAGGGAUUAGAAAACCCCAAUUGAUAUCCAGUCAUGCUGUCAUGAACUUGUGGUGUGACUACCGUACCUUAUUAUAUGAAGAGGAAGUGGUGAAGGUUGUUGCUCGUCUCCUAGCAAUUACCAUCCAUAUGAGAGACAGGACCUUGAAGCUUUACUGGUUGUAGCUAUGAUUGAAGGAAUAUGGUUUUGGCUGUGGCUUUCGGUAAAGGUCUUUGCCACACCCUCUUUUGAGAGGCUUCUCUACUAAGCACAGCAUCCACAGCGUUGUCCUCUGCUCUUCAUGUCUUGGGGUAUAUAUGAAGCCUGUGUGAUUGGACCACAGCGAUCAAGUAGACUCACCGACAUCCUUGCGAGCAGGAGAGUCCUCUCAGGCCUCUUGUCCACAGAGAGAAUAGCCUGAUGGGCCAAAGAUGGGCCGACAACAAACAAGGAUGCUUUUUUUUGAGUCGGAGCAUCGUUAGAGUUAGGGUUUGUCGAGGGGCACCUUUCGUCUCUAUAUAGACGCGGUUGGCGGCCAUCGCAUCGCCGUCCGGCGUCUGCGUCGUCUCCGUUGAUCCCCUUCUCUACGGUUUUUGUUCUUGGUCUUUAUCUUCUCUCUGGAUCGGGCUGUGGCGAUGAUGAAGACGACAGUCAUGCACCACGCUGAUGAGGAAUUCUCCUCGAAUGUGCUGACGACAAAGUCUUGUACCCAUUUUUCUCUCUGAGUCUUCCCGAUCUGUGAUUCUUUUCUUGUCAGUCUCUCGGUUGUGGUUGGCGAGGUUGGUUUUGUCUUCUCAUCUGAUCGCCGGACUUGUCUCUUUUGUGUUAGAUCUAAGCGUAAUGCCUCUGUCUUUUCUCCGAUCA